Messenger RNA from Selaginella moellendorffii, 1030 nucleotides. RefSeq names its product ricin B-like lectin R40G3. The transcript is spliced from 5 exons. The record is from RefSeq and is a predicted model, not a curated record. NCBI's taxonomy places the organism in Eukaryota, Viridiplantae, Streptophyta, Lycopodiopsida, Selaginellales, Selaginellaceae. The coding region runs from base 118 to 960 and encodes 280 amino acids.
CCUUCUCACGCGCAUUCUCUCAAAAUACAUAAGCAUUUGGGAAAGUUUUCUUCUCUCAGUGGUCUCCACUUUUGGUUUCCCAGAUUUUUGAGAGGAGGAAGGAGAAAUCUCUCAACCAUGUACUCCGGAGGAGGUGGCUACUACGGUGGAGAACAAGAAGAGAGGAGAGGAGGAGGAGGAGGCUAUGACGAAGGUGGCUAUGGAGGAGGUGGCUAUGGAGGAGGAUAUGGUGGAGGAAGAGGUGAGUCCGGCGGUGGCUAUGGAGGAGGAGGAGAAUAUGGUGGAGGAGGAAGAGGUGAGUCCGGCUAUGGAAGGCCAGAGCGCGGUGGCUAUGGCGGGGGCCGAGAGGAAGAAGAAGAAGCACAGUUCCACCGUCGUCGUCCUCCUCCACAGUCGUCCGGGAAGGAUCAACUCGUGAAGAUCUUUUGCGCUGCAAAUCCUGACUACGUUCUCACUGUCAAGGGUGAUGAGCUUGUUCUCGCUCCAGGCAACGGAUCGAACGAAAGCCAGCAAUUUGUCAAGGAUUGCAGGUGGGGAUCCAAGGUCCAAGACGAGGCUGGAUCACCAGCGUUUUCGAUCGUGAACAAGGCGUCCGGGCUGGCGCUCCAGCACGGGAGCGACUCUUUCGAGAAGGUGAUGUUGAGCCCGUAUGAUCCGGAACGCUUGGACGAAUCCGUGCUGUGGACCCAGAGUGACGACGUUGGCGGUGGCUACCAGUGCCUACGACCAGUCGGGAACGUCCACUUAAACCUCGAUGUCAAGGGCGGCGAGGGCGUUCGAUCCGGCGCGGAGCUCAUUCUUUUCAAGUGGAACAAGCAGGACAACCAGAAGUGGAAGAUCAUGCCAAUCGAGAAUAGUGGAGGAUCGUACGGUCAUGGAUAUGACGAACAAGGAGCUCAUGGAUAUGGCGAAGAAGGACGUCAUGGAUAUGGUGGUCGCCCGGCGUAUGGCGAUUAUUAAGUAAAAGUGGGUGAAAGGACUUUGUGUGGUAAAUAACCAGAUAAAAAAGUGUUUUGGCUUUAUCACUCUA